AUGUGUCGACGUCCAAGAACGUGGAGUGGAAGGAUACCUACGAAGUCAACGACGACGACGAGUCACUCAUCCACCACGCGCGGUCGAUAUCUGGUUUCGACUUACCGGGCGAAACGCAAACUCCAAGGAUGGCACUUCGGCGUGUCCAUAGCCGCUUGGACUGCUUCCAGCGUCUUCCUGCUGAACGUGAUCUUUACGAUUGUAGCUGCCGUGCAGUUUGGGACUUCCGGUGGCGUUGGGACGGCGUUUGAUGGGUCUUGUGAGUAUGUUAACCAUGUCACGACUUGGCUGCAUCUUGUGAUCAACGGUCUGUCUUCGAUAUUGCUCUCGGCGUCCAACUAUACGAUGCAGGCACUAUCAGCCCCUACGAGGCAGGAAGUCGAUCGAGCGCAUAGCAAGGGUGACUGGAUGGAUAUUGGAGUCGCCUCGAUACGCAACCUGUCCAGGAUCAAAUGGCAUCGAGUCGUGGCUUGGUGGGUGCUCGCUGUGUCAAGUGUUCCUAUCCAUCUACUCUACAACUCCGCAGUCUUCAAAUCAAUCGACACGAACCAAUACUGGGUCGUCGUCGCCAACCCUCAAUGGCUCAAAGGCGGCAACUUCUCCAUGGACAUUCCCUGGGCAGGUGCUCCUGCUGAUGCUUACAACAUGACCAUCCCUUAUGACCAAAGCUAUCUCGACGGCCUCCAAGCGAUGUGGGCAAACGCCUCCCAAACCUGGAACGCCACUGCCUACCGCAACAUGUCCAACGCCGAGUGCAUCCAGACCUACGGCCAGAACUUCAUCUCGGGGUUCAAUCAUGUCCUCGCGGUCACCAACGAGGACGGGGACUUCACGAAUGAGACGAUGUUCUACGCUGAGCAGAGCAGCGGCGCCGAAUUUUCCACGCCGAAUUACAUGUGGCUCUGCGCGUCGGAUUAUGACGCCACGAGCUCGCUGACCUGCGAUACGAAGAAGAUCAAAGCCAACGCCGACGAGUGGACGAUCAACGGGAAGAAGAUCGACUAUUGCCUCAGCCAACUCGAACCCUCGCACUGCAGAAUCGGUUUCUCCCUACAGGUCCUCAUCGCGGUGAUCGUUUGCAACGCCCUGAAGAGUGCCGCAAUGUUCUGGACGCUCUACCGCCAGAAAGACGCCACGCUGGUGACAAUCGGAGACGCCAUAGCCAGCUAUCUAGACCAACCGGACGAGCUGACCAAGGGCCGAUGUCUCAUGUCCCGCACCGAUAUCAAAGACUGGAAACUGCAAGGCACGAAAGAUAAACCCAACACGAACCCCUUACCCAAGACAUAUUUCCAAGCCCGCGCCCCACGAUGGUUCGCGGCCGCGAGCUGGAAGCGCUGGAUUACCACGUUCAGCCUCAUCAGCCUCGCGCUGAUCGUGUCGAUUGUGUUGCUCGCUAUGGGCGUGAGCAAUCUCUCGCCGGUGAAUGCGUUCUCGAUCGGCUUCGGGGCGGUGGAUUCGCGGGCUUUGAUCGAGACGGAUUUCCCUCAGGAAGGCGGUGGGGGACUCGUGGCGGCGAUUCUGCUGGCGAAUUGUCCGCAGGCGAUUGUGUCGUUUUUGUAUUUAUUGUAUAAUGGGUUGUUGACGUCGAUGUUGUUGGCGAAGGAAUGGUCCCAAUACGCCCUCACCCGCAAAUCCCUCCGCGUCACAUCCCCCCACGGCUCCCAACGCAGCACCUACUACCUCCAGCUGCCCAUGCGAUACUCCUUCCCCCUCCUCCUCAUCUCCGCCACCCUGCACUGGAUCAUCUCUCAAUCCAUCUUCCUCGCCAUCAUCGUGCAAUACGACGACGGCGUCGAGUCCUCCGACGGAAAUAUCACGCAGGUGGGCUACUCGUGUCCGCCGAUCGUCGUGGCGAUCCUCAUAGGGGUUGUGUUGAGUGUGGGGGCGGUGGGGCUGGGGUGGAGGAGGUUUAAGGGCGGGAUGCCGGUUGUGGGGAGUUGUAGUGUUGCUGUUGCGUCGGCUUGUCAUCGGCCUAAGGGGGAUGGGGAUGCGUCGUAUGUGCCUGUUAAAUGGGGGGAAGUAAGGGAUGUCGGGGAGGGGAUGGGUGGGGAGGAUGUGGGGCAUUGUUGUUUUACGAGUUUGGAGGUGGAGCCGUUGGUUAAGGGGAGGAUGUAUGCUGGGGAGAAGGAGAUGAAUGUACGAUGGAGAGGUAUACGUAGCUCAUGA
Messenger RNA from Zasmidium cellare ATCC 36951, 2169 nucleotides. RefSeq lists its product as uncharacterized. Lineage: Eukaryota; Fungi; Ascomycota; Dothideomycetes; Mycosphaerellales; Mycosphaerellaceae. The record is from RefSeq and is a predicted model, not a curated record. The coding region runs from base 1 to 2169 and encodes 722 amino acids. The transcript has 4 exons.